GUCCCCUCAACGCUAGGCGCAUCACCAGAUUCACGCAAUAGCGCUGCUCGCCAUUGGACGCCCGGCGCGCCGCGCGCGGGUCACAGGUGCGCGACCCGUCGGCCCCUGUCUCUCUCUGCCGUGGUCGUGGCCUCGAGCUCGCGUGGUCUCUCUCCCUGAACACCUUCCCGUCACUCCUCCCUCCUUCCCGCGUCGCCUUCCUUGUCGUUUAAGAACCACCCCGUCCGCGCUUCGUCAACUUUCUGCUUUGCCUCCCUCGCUCGCAUCCGCAUUCGCGUCCCUCCCGCCUCCAGAUCUCGAUGCGGCGGUGGCCUUCCUAACACCUGAAACCAUGUCUGGCUGCGACGACGACCACGCCUCGCUCCUCAGAUCCCACGUCGCCGGGGCCGGAGCCUCGUCACCGUCGCCGUCCUGCCCCUCGCCGCGCGGGGCGGGGCACCAGCACCUCGCCGACGUCGAGGCGGACGAGGCCACCGUCACCGCCUCCCCGAGGCGCGUGGGGGGCGUGCGCGUCCUCCUGCGCCACCUCGACCGCCGCAUGUCUGCCCGCGGAUCUGGGCGUCGCCACCACCAGCACCAGUACCAGCAGGUCGAUCGCUCCGCGGCCGCCGAGCAGCUGGCCCCGACGCCGUCGCAGCACCAGAGGGACCGGGCGGCGGCGGGGGAGGAUGACGAACUCGGGGACGGGGCGCCGCCCGAGUGGGCGCUGCUGCUCAUCGGGUGCCUCCUCGGACUCGCCACCGGCAUCUGCGUCGCCGCGUUCAACCGCGGGGUUCAUGUCAUCCAUGAAUGGGCAUGGGCAGGUACUCCUAAUGAAGGUGCAGCAUGGCUCCGCCUUCAGAGGCUAGCUGAUACUUGGCACAGGAUACUGCUCAUCCCGGUGACUGGAGGUGUGGUCGUAGGAAUGAUGCAUGGGUUGCUCGAGAUAUUUGAGCAGCUGAAACUUGUGAAACCAGCGCAGGGGCAAGGCAUCAACUUCGUUGCAGCCAUCUUCCCAACCGUAAGGGCUGUCCAGGCUGCUGUUACUCUAGGGACUGGUUGCUCGUUGGGGCCUGAAGGUCCUAGUGUGGAUAUUGGCAAAUCAUGUGCAAAUGCAUGCUCGGAAAUGAUGGAGAAUAACAGGGAAAGGCGGAUUGCCCUUGUAGCUGCUGGUGCUGCUGCUGGAAUUGCUUCAGGUUUCAAUGCAGCAGUUGCUGGGUGCUUUUUUGCCAUUGAAACUGUAUUGAGGCCUCUUAAAGCAGAAAAUUCACCUCCAUUUACGACUGCCAUGAUAAUAUUAGCAUCUGUUAUAUCAUCUACUGUAUCAAAUGUUUUACUUGGAGAAAGACCAGCUUUUAUAGUGCCAGCAUAUGAGCUAAAAUCGGCUGCUGAGCUACCCCUGUACCUCAUCUUAGGAAUGCUCUGUGGAGCAGUCAGUGUGGUAUUUGACCGACUGGUAGCAUGGUUUUCAAGAUUAUUUGGGCACAUAAAGGAAAAGUUUGAUUUUCCUAUUGUAGUGUACCCUGCUUUGGGUGGGCUGGGAGCUGGCCUCAUAGCUCUGAAAUAUCCAGGGAUUUUAUACUGGGGUUUCACAAAUGUUGAAGAAAUACUGCAUACUGGGAAAAGUGCUUCUGCUCCUGGUAUCUGGUUGCUAACUCAACUCGCAGCUGCAAAGGUAGUUGCAACUGCCCUCUGCAAGGGCUCUGGCCUUGUGGGAGGGCUAUAUGCUCCAAGUCUGAUGAUCGGCGCUGCUGUUGGAGCUGUUUUCGGAGGGUCAGCUGCUUAUUUAAUAAAUUCAGCUAUACCUGGUAAUGCUGCUAUUGCACAGCCACAAGCUUAUGCUCUAGUUGGAAUGGCUGCUACACUAGCUUCAGUCUGUUCAGUUCCAUUGACUUCAGUAUUGCUUCUUUUUGAGCUGACAAAGGAUUACAGGAUUUUGCUUCCUCUCAUGGGAGCAGUUGGGUUGGCAAUAUGGGUUCCUUCUGUAGUAAACCAACCAAAUGACGGUGAGCCUUCUGGGUUCAGAACACCCAGACGUGGUUAUUCUUCAAUUUCAUCAGAAGACAGAAAUGGUAGCUUCAGGCGAGGUAAUAGUGCAGAUGAUCUUGAGCUCACUAUAUUACAAACGGGCAUUCAUAACUAUGGAACCUAUAACGAGGAAAUGCUUCUGGAUGAUUUGAAGGUCUCCCAGGCCAUGUCAAAGAUCUCUGUCAAGGUGCUACCAUCUGUCACAGUAACAGAAGCUCUCAAGCUAUUGCAUGAUAAGCAGCAAAACUGUGCCCUCGUUGUGGACUCUGAAGAUUUUCUCGAAGGAAUUAUUACAUUAGGGGAUAUUCAGCGCAUGGGAUUUGAAUUGCAUGGCGAAAGCUUCAUUGAUGGAGACCACACCAAGUCUGAUGAAAUCUCUGCUACCAUGUCUUCAUGUCUUACUCAAGGAUUCCAGUACCGGGGAAGCGAACGUGGAUUGUUAAUAUGCUUUCCAGACACUGAUUUGACCACUGCCAAAAAUCUUAUGGAGGCCAGAGGAAUAAAGCAACUGCCUGUAGUUAAGCGUGGCGUUGGCCAUAGAACUGCAGGAAAGCGCAAGCCCAUUGCUCUUCUUCAUUAUGAUUCUAUUAGUUGCUGCUUACGGGAGGAAAUCGAGAACUGGAAGACCAUAUAUCAAAGAAUGGCUUGUUAAUACUACUACUCUGCUGAUAUCCUAUAAUUAUUCAUUUGAUUGUCAAGGGAGGAAAUUGAGAACUGGAAGACCAAAUGUCAGAGAAAAGAAGACUUGCAAAUCGGCACUGGAAAAUUACAGUGCCCUAUGAUACCACAGCAGUAAGUGAUACUCCUAGUCCUGGUCAUCUAUGUGAAAUGGGAUACACUGAUACAGGGAGCAUACAUCCAGUUCAACCUGUAUAGUUUAGAAGCCAAUGUAAUAUUAUGGGAAGCUGCACGGGCAAAGCAUGAUCAAAGGCUCUGUUACUGCCAGUAAUCUUGUGGAACUCCUGCUCGUACUAGUUAUUUGUUCUUGUUACGAGUGGACUUUUACUUUACACGGGAGAGGGAUGGGGUAUCGAUGUAGAGUAGGAAGGCGAUACUUUUACUUUCGUACUGCUUGUAAGUUGUAAGCUGUGGCAGAAAUUCCAGCUUGAUCGCUUUUUUGAUUCAGUGAAGCAGCCUAUGCUCGUGUGCAAAGUGUGGUCACACGAGAAGCCUGUGCGAGAUGUGCAGCGUAAUUUUUCUAUUUUUUGGUCACGCCCAUGCUGUAACUUGUAAGUUGUAAAAUCACAUUGUUUGUAAAUAAAGCUUAUCGGAAUGUC
Molecule: messenger RNA, 3284 nt
Organism: Phragmites australis (common reed)
Lineage: Eukaryota; Viridiplantae; Streptophyta; Magnoliopsida; Poales; Poaceae
Product: chloride channel protein CLC-f-like
Exons: 9
Coding region: 332-2659 (775 amino acids)
Biological process (GO): chloride transport; transmembrane transport
Cellular component (GO): chloroplast; membrane; Golgi apparatus
Molecular function (GO): voltage-gated chloride channel activity
Source: RefSeq, a predicted model, not a curated record